Messenger RNA from Mesocestoides corti, 1110 nucleotides. Lineage: Eukaryota; Metazoa; Platyhelminthes; Cestoda; Cyclophyllidea; Mesocestoididae. The record is from the annotation of a GenBank genome assembly.
AUGCGGGUGUUGGCAGGUCUGCCGGUGAAUGGGAAACGGUUUGCGCCGAACAAGGCGUGGUGCGCGUGGGCCGAGGCCCAUGGAUGCCUACCGGUUGACGAGGAAGAGGAUGACGACGAGAAUGGGGAGGUGCAGGCGGUUUGUGUGGAUGUCGGGCAGGAAUCGGACGACGAGGACAAUGUCUCUGAUGUCCAUGCCUCUGCCUUCAAAGACGAUGACAAUGGAGAAUUCGAUGGUGGUGCAGCCGUGUUCGACGAGAAUGUUCUCUCAUUUGCAAAUAUGCGAUUUCACGUUGCAUCGGAGACUGAAUCGCAAGUUUCGCCACCCUUUGAACGCGAAUACACAGACGGAUAUUUCGAGACCCAGCGUAUUCUUAUUUGGCCUCCGGCUGGAAGUCCCAAUGCCAAUAUCCCCUCGGUGUUCUACUUCUGCGAGCUCCUUGGUGAUGAUUUUUAUCGGAUGGAAUUUCACGAUCUCUACAAUACGCUGUUCACCGGCAAUGUGCUGCACUCAAUGCAAAGCCAUUCUGAAUCAAAACAAACAUCGUGUCUCUGUCCGUGGUACAAUUUCUAUCAUCAUGAGCAUUAUUCCUAUCAGUCGCGUACCACUUCCGUCUCCGACUUAGGCCUCUUCUUUUCUGAAAAAAUGUUAACGAGACCCAUAUUGACCGACGACUUUUGCCCGUGGUCUAAUGUAGACGGAGGAGGUAUUUGGAGCAUAUUGGGUGGGCUGUUUUGUGAACGACGCCGACGAAAUUGGACUGAUAGCACAUCUGCGGAAAACAGUGUAAGUGGCCAUGAUAUGGCUUUCCUCUUCAACGCCAGUUUUGACGUGGAGGAUUGUGACACUAGGAAAGAAUGUACAGUUGAUGAAAAAGGAGAUGAAGCAGAGGAAGAAAAAGAGGCUGAGGACGAAGAAGAAGAAGAAGAAGUGAGAGAUGAAGAAGAGACUGUAGAAGAGAUGGCAGAAAAUAAUGCGGUGGAGACAUUGAAGCGGGUGGACGCGAAUGAGGUGGAAGUGAAUCAGGAUGUGGAAAAGUCGGAAUCUAGUGGAGAAGCAAAUUCAACUUUGGAAGACUACAGAACAAGUGAUGUUGAUGGUGCUGAUGAA